Molecule: messenger RNA, 604 nt
Organism: Aphanomyces astaci
Lineage: Eukaryota; Oomycota; Saprolegniomycetes; Saprolegniales; Verrucalvaceae
Exons: 2
Coding region: 1-468 (155 amino acids)
Source: RefSeq, a predicted model, not a curated record
AUGAAGACGACCAAGGUCGUGGGCAUGUGCGACGGCACCCGAGCCCAGCACUUCCACCAGAGUGCCCACAACGCCAAGAACAACGGGGCCCGCCACUACCUAUGCUGCGAUAAGGCGAGAGUCAAGUCGUACUGCAUGACCAUCUCCCAGGCUCAAGCGUGCGGGCAUAUCCACCCUGGCGGGUCCAUCACGGCGAUGCCAGUCCAUGCAAAGACACGACACCUCAUGUACAAACGAAGGAAGAAGCGAUCGAAUGCCAUAGGAAGCAGAAGCCUCACGAAUCCGUCGAUGCCGCCGACGACACAUAAUCACCAUCAUCACCCAUCGCUUCCAACCACGUCGCCAAUGCCCGCCGAAGUCGACGAGACGAGACAUGCAAGAAACCCCAUGCUUCAUACUCGCAAGGCCCCCCAAGACCCGCAUGUCGACCCGCGAUGCGACACAUCCACCUCCUGCGACUCCUCGUAGCAUGGCGUCGCUGUCUGUAGGAGGACGCCUGGAGCUCAUCAUGCCUGUUAUCCCAAUACUUCCCGAUAAUCACGACAAUCCGUAGUCACCCCGUUAGUUGCAUUAGUGGGUCAUCAAGAAACGCACCUUAGUCUCC